Molecule: messenger RNA, 1326 nt
Organism: Hemiscyllium ocellatum (epaulette shark)
Lineage: Eukaryota; Metazoa; Chordata; Chondrichthyes; Orectolobiformes; Hemiscylliidae
Product: neuronal pentraxin-2-like
Exons: 6
Coding region: 1-1326 (441 amino acids)
Source: RefSeq, a predicted model, not a curated record
AUGUUGCUGCUGCUGCUACUAGUCGUCAGCGUCCUUCUCGUCCCCUGUAUCCGCUCCACGGCCCCCGGCCAAGACUCAAAGGCCACUCGCUUCGUCUGCACCUCGGUGCCGUUGGAUGCAGACCCCAGCUGCCCGGUGCCCGCCGUGCCCAUGCCAGUGAACACAGCCCAAGAGCAGGACCUUCGUGCCACCGUCGUGCAGCUGAGGGAGACCAUCCUCCAGCAGAAGGAGACCCUGGGCAACCAGAAAGAGACCAUCAAGGAGCUGACCAGCAAACUGGCCAGGUGCGAGAGUGCCCAGCUGGAUGCCAAGUACAAGGGCAGCCGCAGGAAACAGCACGACCAUGUGUCUGGCAAAGACACCAUGGGCGACCUGCCCCGCGACCACAGUCAAGUGGUGGACCACCUGGGCAGGACCAUCCAAGCGCUGAAAGACCGACUCGGGAGCCUCGAGCAGCAGCAGACACACCCCAAUUUUUCCAACCAUACUUUCCCCAGUGACCUCCGUGAACAGCUUCAGAGGAAGCUGGGGGAUUUGGAAAGUCAACUGUUAAAUAAAGUCUCUGAACUUGAAGAUGAGAAGUAUGUUCUUCUGAAUGAGACAGCAGCCCACCGUUACAAGACAGAGUCUGCCCUCAAUGCCUUGCAUGAAAGGGUUACUGAAUUAGAGAAAGAGAGUAGCGGCUUUAAGUCACCUGAUGAUUUCAAGGUGUCGCUACCUUUGCGAACUAAUUACCUAUUUGCCAGGAUAAAGAAGAGUCUCCCUGAGAUGUACACCUUUACUGUGUGCAUGUGGAUCCGCUCCAGAGCAUCGUCUGGUAUUGGAACACCUUUCUCUUAUGCUGUGACCGGACAAGCUAAUGAAAUUGUGCUAAUUGAAUGGGGAAAGAAUCCAAUUGAAUUACUUAUUAACAACAAGGUUGCCCAGCUGCCCAUUAAUAUUAAUGAUGGCAAGUGGCAUCAUAUUUGCAUAACAUGGACCACCAGGGAUGGUAUGUGGGAAGCUUUUCAGGAUGGCCAAUCACAAGGCACAGGGGAGAAUCUGGCACCUUGGCAUCCCAUCAAAGCAGGUGGUGAGCUGAUCCUAGGACAGGAGCAGGACUCAGUUGGAGGAAGGUUUGAUGCAACUCAGGCAUUUGUUGGAGAACUGAGUCACUUCAAUAUCUGGGAUCGCAUCCUCACUCUGGAAGACAUCAGAAGCAUGGCCAACUGUUCUGCUAACCUGGCUGGCAACAUCAUUCCCUGGAUUGAUAACAAUGUGGUUGUGAAUGGUGGAGCCAACAAGUUGCCACUGGAGACUUGCAAGGAGCGCUUGGUUAGUUCCUGA